AGGAGGGGAAGGUAGAAUGGGAUUCAAGUUUGGGUUUUUAAAGUACAACAAUAAAUAAAUAUAUAUAUAUAUAUAAUUAAGUACACUAGUGCAUAUAAUAAUUACAAUUUAUCAUCGUCCCUUGGAUCCGUGUCCGUAUUUAAAUUUAUGUAUUUCUAAAUAUUUCUACGUGCUGGUUAUCAGCAAUUGUACCCUGACAGUGAUUAAUCGUAUCCUUCUGCGAUCAUUUAUGUUCGUUUUAAACGCAUUCGUUAUCGGGACCAUCCGUUAAUCACACGUUGUCAUAUAUCCUCCAUAUCAACAAGCUGACCAAUCUCGAAAUGUGAAACACUUCCGUACUAGCUUCACAGACGAAACUUUCACAUCUAGCUCCUCCCUUCUUCAGUCGUGGCACAAAGUGUGUACAAGCGUUCACAAAGAAGAAACCAAAGUGCUUAAUCAUGCUACAGUCGUUUUAUUACUCAUACUAAUGAAUGGGUUUUCCCCGUGUAGCCGUCGCCAUUAACCAUUGGCUUACACCAAAAAACGAUGAUUACUGUAAAAAUGCUAUAUAUAAUAGUGUCCAGACGUAAACGACAUUUAGCAAAGAAUCUGAAGGUAGGCUGUUGCUGUUGUUGUUGCUGUUGUUGCUGCUGCUGCUGGACCGUUCAAGGAUCCUCAAUGUCAUGUUCCACAUAGCACCCUCAUGCAAAGACGCUCUGAGAUGCUUUCUCGUCUGCGUGGCCGUCUGUCUGCCGGGCGUGCUCUCUAGCUUUAGAAGCCAAAAUCUGUCUCCGGAACUCUCGACAUGCUUCGGACGUUUCGCCAGUGUGACUCUAGACCGGGUCGUAGGGAAGUUACUGUUCUGGCACUGCGAGUUCGCCAUGACGCCGAGAAAUACCUACGGCCCCUUUCUGUCGCCCACCGAGUGGAACUACAUGUACGGUCUCCUUCAAAGGAUAAGUGGUUUCCGGCACCGCUUGGGGAAGAGGCAGGCGAGGAGGUGUGUGAGGAAGGAAUACAGGACCCUGACCACGAGAGAGAGGGAUGACUACCACAGAGCGGUGAACCAACUUAAACACAACACGAAAGUGUCUCCAAAUGUGUACGACGCGCUGGCUAAACUUCACUCAGCAGGAACCAUACCUAAGGCUCACGGUGGACCGUGCUUUCUGGGCUGGCAUCGAGUGUUUUUGCUCAUGUAUGAAUUGGCCCUCGGUGAUGAAGUCCCCGGCGUCUGUCUUCCGUACUGGGACAGCAGUCUGGACAACGAGCUAGACGACCCAGCCCAGACGUACAUGUUCAGUCCUGAACUCAUGGGCACUGGCAGAGGUCCUGUCACCACUGGUCCUUUCGCGGGCUGGAGGAGACCUCGAUACAACGCGAAUAUAACCAGCCGCCAGCCGCCGUUGAUACGGAACGUUGGAGUGGACGGCCAGCUUUAUUCGCGAAAGAUAAUCGAAGAUAUUCUGUCCCGCAAGGACCAUUCAGAAAUCAUCGCUCCCAACUCCGAUCCCGACUAUGACAUCGAGGUCCAACACGGAGGAGUCCAUAUGUUUGUUGGGGGAGAUAUGGAAGAACUGGAGACGGCGCCAUUUGAUCCCAUCUUCUACAUGCAUCACGCGUUCGUCGACUACAUCUGGGAACUCUUCCGCCUCAAGUUGAGAAACGAGGUGAACAUCGACCCAUCGAAGAAUUACCCGAUGAACCACAAGAUAGCUUUUCACAGCCGCGACGAAAUAAUGACCAUAGGCAAUUUGUCGUGCGGCGAGGGCUACAGCGACCGACUGAUGGAGUCGGUUGAAUAUGAAGCGUCGCCGUCUUGCUCUGCACAACGGCCGACGUGCAACUCCCAGUAUCUGAGAUGUAGGUCCGAAGACGGUCGGUGCAUACCAAUCACUCUUGAAGAGUCGCCGCUGCCUCUAAACCCAGUUCCAGUGAAUCCAAGCCCAGGUCCGAUACGUCCACAACCAGGUCCUAUAAAUCCACGCCCAUUUCCACUGCAGCCAACCCCACUUCCAUUGCAACCACGCCCACUUCCAGUGAAUCCACGCCCACGUCCAGUGAAUCCACGCCCAGUUCCAAUACAUCCACGCCCAUUACCGAUCAAUCCACACCCAGGCCCAAUAGGUCCACAACCAGGUCCUAACAUGCCACCACCAGUUGACCCCUGCGCUCAUAUCGAGAGGGAGAAGCAUAACGUCAAACCCUACCAGAACACGUACUGCAUAAACGGGAUAUGUGACAUCAAUCAGUGGGUGUACGUACCCGUGAAGGUGGUCACCAUGCGACCUCCAGGGUUCAACAAAUACAGAUCGUACCCAGUGUUCAAUGGCGACAUCUCGACCGUCAACGACAUUUACAAUCCUAGUGCCUACGCGAGAGCGAAACGGUUAAUACAAGGCCAACUCGGGAGGGUUCCCAAAGCAUUUGCUCAGUGCUUUGAUGAUGGCAUAGGCCAGAUCUUCGUCCAUUCCCACGGUCUGAACUAUGAUGGAGUUUACAAAGAAUCGGCCAUCGUCGACCAGAGGCUGGCCACAACUCUGUCCAUAGCUUACAUCGCCGUCAAGGAUCCUGGUCAUAGGGGAAACACGCAAGUUAUGCUUCGAGCGGCAGAUUCCUGUGGUCGGGUCUGUCACGCGGCCUGCAAGAACCCGAGGACGGGGGUGUUCGAGCGGUGCUCUGGUGUCAUAGAACUGGACUCUCUGCCUCCGCGGAUGUACAGUAAGAAUUACGGCGACGCCACGUUGGAUAUAUGGAACUACGGCGCGGGCAAUGUUGUCCAGUGUCCGAUAUUUAACGAUGACAAAUUCUUCAUAACUUUUUAUUGUAAUUACGAAGAUCAUCUUCCGUGGUUGCAAAGGAUUCCGUUAUCACCAAAUCCAGAACCAGAACCUGUUGUGUUAAAGCCUCCACCUGUUGUGGAAAAACAAGUUUGCCAAGUGAGUAGAACGUGUGUGCUUGAGGUGUCCUGUUUCUCGGCCAAGCUGCAGUGCCGGUUUUACGGAGAGAGACAUCAGUGCCGCGGUAUUUGCGGACUCUACGCCGUCUGCAACUACGGCCACUACACCGAAAAGUACUGUGGCGGCGGCAUGGCCUUCAAUGAGGUCACCGGUCAGUGUUCGACCGUCCACUGCAGUAGCCAGAGGGUGAGCGUGCACGUGCAGCCCCCCGUGUUCGGACCAGACAUCAACUACCUUCAGAGCCUUGAAAAACGGAUGCUUAACAUAGGCUGAAAACGCUUAAUGCUCAUGCGCAAAAUACUACAUAGAUGCUCAUGUGGAAUGCGCAUGUUACGUGUGUGCCCAUGCUCAAAAUGUUACAUGCUAGCUUUAGAUUUUACAUACGAGUGUAGUUCUUCCUUAUUUAUACAGCAAAUACAAAAGAAAAACUCACACAAAAAAUAUGAUACAUACACACACGCAAUAUUCACACACACACACACACACACACACACACACAUAUAUAUAUAUACACACACACACAAAACC
Messenger RNA from Gigantopelta aegis, 3470 nucleotides. RefSeq lists its product as uncharacterized. The record is from RefSeq and is a predicted model, not a curated record. Lineage: Eukaryota; Metazoa; Mollusca; Gastropoda; Neomphalida; Peltospiridae. The transcript is spliced from 4 exons. Gene Ontology annotation, molecular function: oxidoreductase activity. The coding region runs from base 666 to 3215 and encodes 849 amino acids.